CUUCCUCUCCCGCUGGUUUGAGAGCCAACCCUUUUGAUAUUGUUUCCUCAAUCUUUCCAUCGAAGGUCAGACUCCCAGAAUCACAUAUGCAAUUUUCAAAACCCUAAUCCUCUGCAACAUCUAAAACCCCAAUUUAUCCCACGCCAUACCAUUUUGUCUCUCACGCUCUCUCUGCUCUAAUUCUUUGCAACUUCUUUGUCCCCCAGUCCUCACGUUUGCCACCUCCUUCUGUCUCUCUCUCUUUCUAUCCUAGUUCUGCAACUCUGCAACAUAUUUUGUGCCAUAAUCUCGUCUCUGCAACAGAUUAUUUUCACACAAUCACAUUAGCUUACCGUUCCCCAAUUUUUUCCAUCCGCCAUGAGUAAGAGGGAUUCUUCUCAGAAGAUGGCCUCUUCCUCAUCAUCUCACCGUAAAUCUCGAUGGGACAAUAGUAAAUCACCAGCUGAUGGUCCUCAAAGUGACCGCAAAAAAGCCCCUGCUCGAGAAGAAGAAGGCCCUUCUCCUAAACCUAAACCCAACCUUAACGCUAACCCCAAUCCACCACCUCCAGUUCCUGAACCCUCGUUCCCCGUUCCUCCUACCAAUGAGCCGAACAUUGGCUAUGGCUUCCACAUGUUAGAGAGGAGGACCAUAGUGUUGGCAGAUGGGAGUGUUCGCUCCUAUUUUGCGCUUCCUCCUGAUCCAAACCCUGAUUUUCCUAACCUUGACCUCCAUCGCUUUCCUCCUGAUCGUGCAACUCUAGGGCUUGAAAGGCGUGGCCCUAUAGAACCCGAGGGUUUUGAUCCAGGUUUUCCAAGAAGAGAGAGUAAUUUGUCCAUGGGCCGUGCUUUCGACUUCCAUGGCCCACUCGAAAACCUUCGAGGUCCACCGGAAAACUUCCGCGGUCCACCAGAAAACCUCCGUGGUCCAGAAAACCUCCGUGGUCCACCAGAAAACCUCCACGGUCCACAUGAAAACUCCAUAAAAAGGAAGUAUGUGGAGGAAGAAGGUCGAGAAUUAGGGUUUUCAAGGGAGGCAGGGCCAUUUCCUGGUCAUCUUCAAAGUGACGAGCUCUCUCGCCAUCGGCACCAGCUCCUGCAAUAUGGAAACCCUAACCCUAUGUUUGAUGGUUUUCAAGCAAGCAGGUUGCCGGAAUCCGGUAGCCCCUUGCCUGAAUCUGGCAGGGUGAGCGAGGACAUGAGGUCCUUAAAACUUCCGAGAUAUGAUGACAAGCGUGUGGGUUCUGCUAAAGCAUCAGCUAAGAACGCACGGCCCUGUGAAGCUGUGGUGCUGAAGCGAUUGCCAGAUGUGAACCAGGAUGCCCUUCAAAAGGCAUUCCUUAGGUUUGUUAAGACGCUUAAUGAGAACCCAUCACAGAAGAAGAAUUAUUUGGAGGAUGGGAAGUCGGGCAGUCUCCAUUGCCUCGUUUGUGGAAGGAAUUCAAAAGAAUUUUCCGAUGUACAUAGCCUUAUCAUGCAUGCCUACCAUAUGCAGAACGUGGAUGUUCGGACGGAUCACCUUGCCUUUCACAAGGCCUUGUGUGUUCUUAUGGGUUGGAACUACGCCAAAGUACCAGAGAAUUCAAAGGCGUACCAGACUUUCUCUACUGAUGAAGCAACUGCAAAUAAGGAGGACCAUAUCAUCUGGCCCCCAAUUGUUAUAAUUCAUAAUACCAAUUAUGGAAGGAGAAAGGACGGUAGAAUAGAGGGUAUGGGUAACAAAGAAAUGGACACCAAACUUAAAGAGCUGGGUUUUGGAGGUGGAAAGUCCAAAUCAAUGUAUGGUAAAGAAGGGCACCUUGGCAUCACAGUGGUGAAGUUUAUGGCCAACCAGGCUGGCUUUAAAGAGGCAGAACGCUUGGCUGAAUUCUUUGAAAGAGAGGGCCAUGGUCGCAGGGGGUGGGCCCAUGUUCAGUCAUUGGCAACCCCUGAAGAAGAUGACGAGAAGAACCCUAACCUUGUGAAAGGGGACGAGAAGACAGGCGAAAAGAAGAGGAUAUUAUAUGGAUAUGUUGGGACUGCUUGGGACUUGGACAAGGUGGAGUUUGACCUAAGGAAGAAGGCUAUCAUCAAGAGCAGGAAGAAUCUUGAUGUGUCUGGGGAUUGAUUAACUGUUUGCCUGGUUCCUCUCGCUCCCCUUUUGUUUGAAACCUGGUUCCUCUCUAUUCUCUUUAAUUAAAACUGAAGAAUCGUUUUGUAUGUUCAGAAAAAAAACUUAGAAUCAUUUUGGGGAUCAACUUGUUGAGUCUUGUUGUGUGCUUAGUUAUUUUUGCUUAUAUGCCAAAUUUAGGCUGAUACCAUUAUUUACUGUC
Molecule: messenger RNA, 2290 nt
Organism: Amborella trichopoda
Lineage: Eukaryota; Viridiplantae; Streptophyta; Magnoliopsida; Amborellales; Amborellaceae
Biological process (GO): regulatory ncRNA-mediated gene silencing
Source: RefSeq, a predicted model, not a curated record